Messenger RNA from Polychytrium aggregatum, 2530 nucleotides. RefSeq lists its product as uncharacterized. The transcript has a single exon. Lineage: Eukaryota; Fungi; Chytridiomycota; Chytridiomycetes; Polychytriales. Bases 100 to 2466 code for a protein of 788 amino acids. The record is from RefSeq and is a predicted model, not a curated record.
CCAUCGUCCUUCCGCCGCCAACCUCGUCCAGCUUUCCUUCGCAUCAGCCCGCCAGCUCUCGCCGAUCUCGUCCUCUCGCUCCUGUCCCCAGCGCCAGCCAUGGUCCAGACAGUCCCCACCAAGCGCCAGCACCACCAUGUCUACAACAGCUUCCAGGAGGCUCUCGACCAGCCCCGCAACGAGUACCGGACCCUCAAGACUAUGCUCGCGGCCGACACGCAGUCCAUAGACUGGCCUCCGCUGCUAGACGCCCUCGCUUCUUUUGUUGCGCAAAUCAAGCCGCAUGAGUAUCCGGCCUUCAACCCGCUCUUCACGCAAAUGGCCAAACACGUCGAGACCCGGCUUCUCCCCGAGCCGCUGGUUCGCCAGCACCACCCGCUGUUCCUGACCAUGGCAUCUGCCAAACAUUCCCUGCAAAUGCACACCGAGGCUCGGGACUUUGCUGCCAGCCUCAUCUCCAUCCGGCUGAUAUCCCAUCCAGCCUUUUGCGCCUUCUUGAUGGAACGCACGGAGCCGUGCACGACGAUUGCCGAGAUCGAAGAUCAUGUCGAGCCGCUCUUUCCAGGAAAGGAUUUGCUCGAGCCCGAGACGGACGUCAACCCGGACGAUCGUCUUGCCGCGAUCCGGACCCUGGCCCUCGAUCUGGCCGAGUAUCUACAACUGUUGGCCAAGAUCAUGGACGACCAUCAAGCGCCGCGGAUCGCCUUGCAUCUCUACUCCGUCGCCAUUGUCCUGAUCGAGCGUCUGACGGCCACUGUUGUGGUCGACGGGCUCCCAAACACCGAUCCGCUCUUUGCCAAGAUCCGGUUGCUGCUGAAGCGGCUCUAUUGGGAGGCCAUGCAGCUUGCCUCCAACGUCAACGAGGUCGGCAUGGGAGUCGAGUACGGUCGGUGUCUCAAUGAAAUCUUUGACUAUGAAGUCGGCAUCGAUACGGAUCACCCACUCGAAACAGGCUCUGAAACUGCGGUUUGGGCAAGGACCAGCAGCGGGCCAUCUUCGGCCAUACCUGUUCGCCAGAGCAGCCUCGCUGCUCCCUUGUCCCUUGCCCCUGGCCCGUCCGUCGGCGAUGCUGCUGCAAGGCCUUCGGCCCAGAGCCUCAUCGACUCGACCCGGGCCAACGAACAUGGCUCCCUGUCCAGCCCCAGUCGCUUCGGCAGUGGCCACACAGCCCCUCUAAACUCUUCAACAGGAAUCGUCUCGACUGGGCCCAUCGCCAUCGCGGCCUCCCAACCGACAGACACCGCAGACCCUACCGCCGCCGAAAUCGCAGCCGAGUUCACCAAUGACUUUUUACUCGAGUCCCCCAGCGAGAGGGCGGCGACACCGCAAGGAGCCGCCCUGGAUUCGGGUCUCCCCAUCGUCGCCACCAAGGUCGCCACCAAGGUCGCCAACGGAACUGGGCUGACCGUCCCCGCAAGCACAGCCAGCAUCGGUGCCGCAGCGGCCACAGCCAACGCCAGCGCGAAGACGCUGCCAGCCCAAGGCGAGCUCGGGACAGAGGCCGACCAGACCGACCCGAGCAAAGCGGAGUCAACGAUCGCCAUCUCCUUUGCGUCCAUGACCGUCGCCGAUAGUAAGAGCCUCGAGAAUGAGGCCCGCAUCGAUGAGAUCCUUGCUGGCGGAGCCACAGCAGCGAGGACGAGCACAGGGACCUCGGCCGAGGACAACCAAGCGCCAUCGCCAACCGCCAAGGCCACGCUGCAGGAGCGUUCGAUCGACGACAUCGAGUGGCAAACCGAGGCGCUGCAGGUCUAUGGCCGAUUCUUGUUCAAGGCCGACGAACCCAUCGAGGCAUUCAAGCAAUACUACAAAUCGUUGGUGAUUCUGCGGACCGCGGCCACGAACCAGCGGCCGCCAUCGAGCCGACUGCUCAAGACCUCACACUUUUACAUUGCAGCGACUCUCGAGACCCUCGGGCGGUAUCGAGAAGCCAUGCACUUUACCCUCGGGGCAGUCGGGGCGAUGAAGAGCAUGCAUUCCUUUGGCAUCAUCGAGAGCGAGACGGACACUCAGAUCAUGCUUCUGUCGGGCAUGCUCUCGUACCGCUGUGCGCUCGAGAUCUCGGCGGCGCCGGAUCCACCACUUCAAGUGAUCCAGGGAUUCCUGGACGAUUCAGUGGGCUCGCUGCAGCUGGCGCUGAAGCUGGCCCCGGCCGAAAUGGCAUAUCCGUGCUCACGCAAGGUGAUUGCCCUGCAGCUGGCGGUGGUUCUGGGCGACGGCGCCGAUGCCUACAACGCCCGCAAGGUUCUACACGAGCACGGACUGACGCGGACGCUGCUGGGCGAGAUCAUGGCGCUCCGAACCAACGCAAAGACGAUUGCGGGAGGUUCCUAUUCGCUGGAGGCCUAUCGGAUCGUGAUUUGCACGCUGGCGGCGCUGCAGCAUUUGCAGACGCUGGCGCCGACCCGAGAAACCCACCGCAAGUCCUCCAUUGUGGGGUCGAUCUUGACGGCUGUGGGACUGUAGGUUGCGUCGAGAAACCCUGGAUCUUGAAUAUAACAUGCAUGGCACACUCGGUCGUGGUCAUUGA